AUGCACUAUUGGUUUGAAAUAAAACCAGUUUUUGCAUUAAUUCUCCUUUAUGGAUUAGUAUUUACAUUAUUUAAGACUUUUUUAAGAGCAUUAUAAAUAAAAGCAUUUUUUAAAGUGACAAAAGAUUUGAAAUAAUUGGAACUAAAAAUAUAAGUAUUUAGAGAGUUUUAGAAAACUAAUUAAAUAGUAAAUAAGAUAGGUGAUUUGAUUUAUUUUGGACACAUUUAUCAUCAUUUAGCAAAUAAAUGUAGGAAUUAAUAUUCAGAAUUUGGUAUGAGAUGUUUUUGUACAAUGAAAAUAACAUUUGAUUCUAAAUUAUAAAAAGAUAUAAGAAAGACAAUAUAAGCGAUUAGAAAUCAUAGAUCUAGUUUUACUAAGUUAAUGAUAAAAUCAUUAUAUGAGACUUUAAUACAGGGUUAAUAAAAAGAUAUAGAAUUAAGAUUUGUUUAUGCAUAAUUUUUAUAUUUUAAAAUGAAGAAUAAGAUAUAGGCAUACGAAUAAAUAAUGUAGAUAAAAAAUAAAAGAAUGAGUAUUCAUUUAUAAUUAAGAAUGGCUUUGAUGUCAUCAAUAGCAAAAGAAAAUGUUAAUGAUUUAAAUAGUUUAGCGUAUCAUAGUUUUUUAGAUUUUGAAUAAGUAGUAGAUAUGGAAGAGACAGUUUCUUAUAUUUAUUAAGUAAUAAUAAGAUUGUUAAGUUUAUAUUCUUCAUUCUGGAGAAGAUUGAAUAGGAAUCAAUAAGUAGAAGAAAUUCAAAUAGAAAUCAAUAAGGAUAUUGAUUAAGAGAUCAAAAAUUGUAACAAAUUAUGGAAGAAUCUAAUUAAACAUGAAGUUAGAGUAAAAUAAUAAGAUGUAAUAAUAUCAUUCUUAAAUAAAAGACUAAAAUGGAAAUUUGUAUAUUUUUGGUAUAUUAUAAUUAAAUUAUGUAGGUAUAGAUUAUUUAUUUUAAAUAAGAAAAUAAGAUUGACUCAAAUAGAAAGUAUAAGUUCAGCAACAUUACAUUAAGAAAUAGUCAAUGAAGACUCUGAUAGUGAUUAUGACAUUAAAGCUUAUGAAUAGUUUAAUAGUUCAAAACCAUUUAAUCAUAUGAGUUUAAUUAUUCAUUCAUUAUUAAAUGGAUAAAUACUUAGAUGUAGUUAAUCUUGUAAAGAAUUAUUAGAAUUUGACAAUUUAAAAUCAAUUUCAUAAUUGAUACCUGAAGUUUUAUAGAGAAAUCAUUAAAAUGCAAUUAAACAAUUGCUUUAUUAUGGAAAAAGUAGAACUCUUUAUAAAAGUCGUAAGAUAUUUGUAAGACAUGCUUAAGGAUAUGUAAUAUAAGCAAGAAAGUACUUAAAAUGGAGUUUAGAUUAAUCAAAUUAAAUUAAUUUUAUAACUAUGAUCAGACCAAUUAUUAGAUUAGAACAAAUUAAUUAUAUUAUAUUAAAUGGAGAUUGGGAAGUAGAUGCUGUAACUAAACCUUUAUUUAAAGUUUUGGAUUAAAAAAUUUGUUUACUCUUACUUUGUACAGGUCUAUUUCAAUUUUCUAAAUUUGCACAUUACUUAGAUUCUGAUGAUAUUACUAGAUUUAAAUUAACUUAAAAAUCAAGAUCUCUUAAUAUGACAUAAUCUAAGUUUUAUAAUUAGAUUGACUCCAUUAAUUAGAAUAAUUUAACUAAUUCAUAGAAAGCAAAAGUUAUUGAAAAAUAAUAAAUGGAAUCUGAUGAUUAAUUGUUUACUUUUUUUGGAGAAGAUAAUAUUGAAUAUUUUAAUACUGAUAAUACAUUUACAAAUAAAAGAAUCUUUAAAAUGGUUGAUGAAUAACAUGUUAAAUUAACAUUGAGAAUACCAAGAAAAAUUCAUUAACUUAGCUAAGAAUAUGAAUAAUUAAAAAUAUCUACAUUUUAAGAUGCUAUCUAACAAACUGGAACUACUAAUACUUUAUACAAAUAAAAAACAAGACUUAUUUUUAGAAAUAAUGAUAACAAAAUUAAAAUUAAUAAAUUGUUACUCUUUCGAAGAUUAUAUGAUUUUAAUCAAAGAGUUAUGAAAAUUAUGUUUGAUAAUUUAAAAGAUCUUUUUGAUAAAUAUUGUUCAUAAAAUAGAUUGCUUGAAAAAAUUAUUAAAUUAGAUGCCACUAUCCUUUUUACUAAAACUAUUUCCAUGGAUAAAUCUACCAUUAUUAAAAUUAACAAAUACGAGAUAUUUGAGUAUCAUCAACGAUAAUUUCGAGAAGUUAUUCUUAUUUGUUAUUUUUAGACACACAAUGUCCUUGCUGAAUCUCGAAUGAAGCAAUCAAGACCAACUCUAGUAGAAAUAUAUAUGGAUCCAAGAAUUUUUGGUAUUCAUUAAUAAGGUACAAUGCAUAUUUUAUUAUAAACUAAUUAGUAAAUAAUUCAGAAGUUGAUUCUAAUAGAAUAGACUAAAACAAAUCAUUUCUAACUGAAGGAUAAAUUUUUCCUGAAUUUGUUUAAUAUCAUCCUACUGAAGUAACACUCAAACAUGAAAAUAACAUCUUCUUCAAAUAAGAUAAUAACAAAGUCAGUAAAAAUAUAAAAGAAAUGAGCUUUUUCAUCUUCUUUAAUAGAAUAAUGAUUUUUACUCUGUAUUUAUUAGCAGGAAUUGCUUUUGUAAAAGGACCUUCCUUAACUCAACAUGCUAAGAUUUAUUCUGAGGUAAAAUUAGAAUUAUAAUACAGAUUUAAUAACUCCAAUAAAUUUCUAGGUUAUCUUUAUGUAUUAUCCAAACUUACGAAUAUGCUUUAGAUAUUUAUCUAUUUGAUUAAUAAAAUUCAACCGACAUUGAUAUGCAACAUUAUUUACAACAAAAAUCGAAUCUCCUUUAAUAAUAAAGUCAAUUUAUUAAUGAAUCAUUAAAGGGUUAAGAGUUUAUUGAAAUCUUAUUUGGAUAUUAAAUGCUUGAUUAACCUAUUAGUGAUUUAGUUGCUUAAUUUAUGGCUAUAUUAAACUAAUGGCAUAAAUCUGAUUGGUAAGUUAUCAAUUCUUAAUUUAAUAUGUUAGAUGAAUUUAGAUCAAUCAUAAUUCCACAUAUUUAAUCAGGGUUACUAGAUUGUUAUUCAUAACAAUAUAAUAAUUAAAUGAAUAGAUUAAUGGAAUAUCAAUAAUUUGCAAUAUUUGAAAUAGUUAUUACAAUAUGUUUAACUUUAUUCUUUGUUAUAGCAAAUUAAUGUUUGAUUUUGAAUGUAAUCAAAAAAAAUUAAGUAUUUAUAUAUUUGAAAUAGACUAUCAUUAAAUCUUUCCAUUUAUUAUCAAAAUAAUAGAUUGCAACAUCUAUUUAAUAUAUAGCUUGGUUAAAACUUCAGUUGAAAUUUUUAAUUGAUUUAGAAACCAUGAAGUUUUUGAAUUAAAAAACAACAUAAAUAUCUAAUUGUGAUGUAUUGACAAAAUAUGAUAAUUAAGAAUAAAGUGUGUAAAUAAAUACAAAAACUAAUUCAUAUAUANCAAUGCAUAUUUUAUUAUAAACUAAUUAGUAAAUAAUUCAGAAGUUGAUUCUAAUAGAAUAGACUAAAACAAAUCAUUUCUAACUGAAGGAUAAAUUUUUCCUGAAUUUGUUUAAUAUCAUCCUACUGAAGUAACACUCAAACAUGAAAAUAACAUCUUCUUCAAAUAAGAUAAUAACAAAGUCAGUAAAAAUAUAAAAGAAAUGAGCUUUUUCAUCUUCUUUAAUAGAAUAAUGAUUUUUACUCUGUAUUUAUUAGCAGGAAUUGCUUUUGUAAAAGGACCUUCCUUAACUCAACAUGCUAAGAUUUAUUCUGAGGUAAAAUUAGAAUUAUAAUACAGAUUUAAUAACUCCAAUAAAUUUCUAGGUUAUCUUUAUGUAUUAUCCAAACUUACGAAUAUGCUUUAGAUAUUUAUCUAUUUGAUUAAUAAAAUUCAACCGACAUUGAUAUGCAACAUUAUUUACAACAAAAAUCGAAUCUCCUUUAAUAAUAAAGUCAAUUUAUUAAUGAAUCAUUAAAGGGUUAAGAGUUUAUUGAAAUCUUAUUUGGAUAUUAAAUGCUUGAUUAACCUAUUAGUGAUUUAGUUGCUUAAUUUAUGGCUAUAUUAAACUAAUGGCAUAAAUCUGAUUGGUAAGUUAUCAAUUCUUAAUUUAAUAUGUUAGAUGAAUUUAGAUCAAUCAUAAUUCCACAUAUUUAAUCAGGGUUACUAGAUUGUUAUUCAUAACAAUAUAAUAAUUAAAUGAAUAGAUUAAUGGAAUAUCAAUAAUUUGCAAUAUUUGAAAUAGUUAUUACAAUAUGUUUAACUUUAUUCUUUGUUAUAGCAAAUUAAUGUUUGAUUUUGAAUGUAAUCAAAAAAAAUUAAGUAUUUAUAUAUUUGAAAUAGACUAUCAUUAAAUCUUUCCAUUUAUUAUCAAAAUAAUAGAUUGCAACAUCUAUUUAAUAUAUAGCUUGGUUAAAACUUCAGUUGAAAUUUUUAAUUGAUUUAGAAACCAUGAAGUUUUUGAAUUAAAAAACAACAUAAAUAUCUAAUUGUGAUGUAUUGACAAAAUAUGAUAAUUAAGAAUAAAGUGUGUAAAUAAAUACAAAAACUAAUUCAUAUAUAGGAUCAAAUCAUUGGCUUUAAAUAAAAGUAAUAUUAUUUUAAUGAUUAUAGGUAACUUUUAUGAUGUAUUAUUUUUUAUCCAGCAUGAUUAUAUCAUCUUUUUUUUUCUAUUAUUUAGUAUUCUUACAAGACUUUUAAAGUGGAGCUUUGUCAAUAUUUAAUGAGAAUUAAUUUGUAAAGAAUCCACAUCAUCUUUAUUCUAUGGUGAGCAUAAAAGAACUCUACAUCUAUUAAUACAUUAAUAAUUCAAAUUAAUUUAUAAAAUAAAUUAAAUAAAAUGUUGAAAAGUUUAUUGAUUAAAUUGAUGAUGAAUCUAAUGAAAUUUAUUAGACUAAUAUCGAUGAAGUAUUUUAAAUGUUUUAUGGAAACUAUUGUGAACUUCUAUUAGGUUUAAUUUUGAUUUAACUUUAGAAUUAUCUCCAAAUACAACAAUAAAUGAAUAUGAUCAAUGUAAAUAUAAAUUAAGUGGAGCAUUUACAAGAGGAUUAAAUUAAUAUUAUUUAUUAUUGAGUCAAAUAGCUUUAUCUCUAAUAAAUCCAAAUGACACUAGGUAUGAUUAACCAAAUAUAAAUACUAUAUUUGAAUUUAGUGAAGUAAUUAAUAAAUAUAUAAUAUUAGGUCUAAGAAAAUGCUUAUGAAAUUGAACAAUUAACUCUAAAGAUAUGGUGUGACUAGUACUUUAUAUAUGCAGAUGAUGAAAUGUAUUUAGAUAUACUUUUAAUGUAAUAUAUAUGUUAAUGA
Molecule: messenger RNA, 5273 nt
Organism: Paramecium sonneborni
Lineage: Eukaryota; Ciliophora; Oligohymenophorea; Peniculida; Parameciidae
Source: the annotation of a GenBank genome assembly